This is a messenger RNA of Labrus mixtus (cuckoo wrasse), 3208 nucleotides long. RefSeq names its product Kv channel-interacting protein 2-like. The coding region runs from base 802 to 1527 and encodes 241 amino acids. NCBI's taxonomy places the organism in Eukaryota, Metazoa, Chordata, Actinopteri, Labriformes, Labridae. Gene Ontology annotation, biological process: regulation of potassium ion transmembrane transport. The transcript is spliced from 8 exons. The record is from RefSeq and is a predicted model, not a curated record. Gene Ontology annotation, molecular function: calcium ion binding; potassium channel regulator activity. Gene Ontology annotation, cellular component: voltage-gated potassium channel complex.
UCCCUUCUGUUACUUUCUCCUCUUCUUCUCCUAAAUUUGUCCUUAAUUGUGGUGAUUUGUUUUUGAAUAUAUACCCCUGGUUGUGAUUAUUUCCCUCUUUAACAAUUCCCUUUUGCCCCUCCUCUUUUAAUAUCUCACCUACCAAUUCAUUCUUCUCAUUCGUCUCUCGUGUGUCCCCUCUUUUCUGUUCCCCCUCUCACCCUUCAAGUAGUUAUUCCUCCCUCCUCCUUCCUUCUUCCGUCUCCCCCUCCUCUUUUCUUCCUUCACUCAGCCCCAUCACUGACCCAAUUAAAGAUAGGGAGGGACACCGCAGGAGAGAGACGGAGGUAAGGAGAGAAAGAGAGGGAGGACAGGCAGCGAGAGUAGACAGAGAGAGAGUUUGAGAGUCAGUGGCUGGAAGAAGAAAAAAAAAGCAGAAAGAGUCUGAAAACAAUUGCAGCCAACCUGCCAGGACACACAUGGUUUAUUGUCCGAACUUCACCAGGAACUUUAACAGCAUUUGACAGACUCGGAGGUGGCGGGGGUGGAGCAGCAAGCCGGCAGUCUCGCUGCCACGCAGUUAACGCUCUGGAUGAAGAAACGAGGAGAAUAACAAUCUACCUUCUGUGAAGAAAGCAGGCGAGGAGCCGUGCGGAGUGAGGAUGCCUGAAUACCACCGGCACAUAGAGGGAGGCUGAGAGGAGAGGCUGAAGAGACGAAGACGGUGCAUUCUUGGUUGGAGCUGAGGGGGGGGGAAGUGGUUGCCCUGGGGCGAGAGAAAGAUUUUUUGGUGUGAGAGAGAGAGAGAGAAGGGGGGAAAGGAUGCAUCUGUUCUUCCGAGACAAGUGGGAGUUGGAGGGGCUGCAGACUGUUGGCAUUCUGCUGGUGGUCUGCAGCUCCCUCAAACUGAUGCACUUUCUGGGGCUUAUCGACCUUUCAACGCCAGGUGAGAUGGAUGACAGCGUGGAGGAUGACUUUGAGCUGUCCACUGUGUGUCAUCGCCCUGAAAGCAUGGACAAGCUGCAGGAGCAGACCAAGUUCACCAAGAAGGAGCUUCAAGUCCUUUACAGGGGCUUCAAAAAUGAGUGUCCGUGUGGUGUGGUUAAUGAGGAGAACUUUAAGACCAUUUACUCCCAGUUCUUUCCGCAGGGAGAUUCAAGUAUGUAUGCACAUUUCCUGUUUGAAGCCUUCGACACGGACAAGAACGGCUCCAUUAGUUUUGAGGAUUUUGUAUUUGGCCUGUCUAUCAUAUUGAGAGGGACCAUUAAUGACCGGUUAAACUGGGCGUUCAACCUCUAUGACCUGAACAAGGACGGCUGCAUCACCAAAGAGGAAAUGUUGGACAUCAUGAGGUCUAUUUAUGACAUGAUGGGGAAAUACACAUACCCCACUAUGCAGGACGACGCUCCAAGAGAUCAUGUGGAAAGCUUCUUCCAGAAAAUGGACCGGAAUAAAGACGGGGUGGUCACCAUAGACGAGUUCAUUGAGUCUUGCAAAAAGGACGAGAACAUCAUGCAGUCCAUGCAGCUGUUUGACAACGUCAUCUAAAAGCCUGGAUCAGAGACAAAGUGGGCACCAGGGAGGGGAAUGUGUGUGUGUUUGGAAGAGGAACUGGGUUUUAAAAAAAAAGGAGAGAAAGAGUUAUGAAUGUGUGUGUAUGUCUGUUUUCAGACUUGCGAGCUUGUGCUUGUGACGAGAGCUUCAGUAUGAGUCCAGAGGGCUGUGAGAGGUCCUCGCCCUCUUCCUGGACCCCUGGUGGCAUUUCUACAAGCAACUAUGGAGGUAUCCCAACACCUUCGCUCAACAUGCUGAACCUUAGUUGUACCCCAGAGACACAGAGAAAGAAGACAAAGCAGCGGGCAAAACAAAGACUGUCCUUUUUUCUUUUCAUUUAUUACUAUUACUGAUGGAGGAACUAUGACAGCCUGUAAUGGUAACGUAAAUGUCUCCUAGGAUUACUUUUCCCCUUUUUCCCUGUGAUGGCCAAGAUUUGGAUUUUUUUUAAAUCGGACCCCAUGUCUCUGUGCAUGUGGAUGUCACACCUCCCUGGAGCUGCCAGACCGCUCAUACCCCAGCCAUGAAAGAUAGAUACGAGUCUGCCGCCAUCUAGUGGAGUAAGAAAGACACUCUUUUAGGAAACAAAUGAUAAAUUUGAGAUCCCGGCGAUCCUGUUCUAUGGAGGAUUUCCACCACGAACUGAUUUCAAUAUCGCAUGAUGAUGUCACUAAUAUCCAAUUAUGUAUUUACAGAGAUACUCCAAAGUCUGCUUGUCUGUCUGCUGUUCCCAGUCAUUCACAGGUGCCUCACCCUCUGUGUAUGUGUGUGUGCAUGUGUUACAGAAAGAGAUGUUGUCCAUCUUACCCAUGUGAGACUCUUAAGAGGAUCCCCCUUCACAGGAUCCUGGAGAAAUAGUACCCAGCCUUCCAAAUAUUACAGUCCUAGCUGUAGGUGUCUAAUGACUGUUGUAUAUUUUUAGCAUUCUCAGUGAAGUGAUGUUAGGCAGUACAAGGUGGGGAUUGCACUAUAGUCAAAGUAUCCAGCUGUUUUGACCACCCCAGUGUCUCUCAACACAGGACUUGACUACCACAGUCAUACUAGUCUGAUCAAUUUACAUUCAAGGGGAAGUUAUUAGAUCGCAGAUUGUAUUUGUGAACUUCUUGUAAUCAGAAGUCAUGUGGUUGUAGCAGAUUCUACCACUCCACCUCCCCCCCCCCCCCCCCCCCCCCCAACAAAAAAAAAUGUAGAAAACCUUUUUUUGCAUUAAAUUAGGCUCAAUCAGUUUCAACUAGGUAUAGAGUGUAUGUGUACUGUUAGCGAGAGAGACAUGGUUUAAUAACGUAGUUUUUUUAUGCCCCUCUCCAUUUCGUAUUCUCCCUCUCUCUGCAACACCAAAGAGAAGAUAUGAAGAGGUAUUCAAAGCCACUCUAAGUUCAGACAUAAAGCCCACCUUCGGGUGAAGAGAGAGGGAGAUGCUGUGUAGUACAUGAGGCAAGGGGCAAUCAGAGAUGAAGGAUGUUAUUUGGUAUUAUGGUCUACCUACAUGCUGUCCAACAGGAGGUGUAGAACAAUAAUUUAAACCCGGAUUAUUUUAUGAUUUUCAGAUAUUUCUUGGUUUGCUUCAGUUCAAAUUAGAACUCGAAGAUUGUAAGAGUUAAAGAGGCAUGUGAUGACAUCAUUCAAUAGGUUGUGGUGUCUUUCAAAUGCAUAUACAAAUAUGGAAUAGCAAUAA